GUCAACAUUAAUCUUCGUAGCCUAAUUUAUCCCGGGCUAGGCUGACGAUGCCAGGUUACCGAUCACUAAUGUUUCAAUAUGACGGCUCCGAGGCCGACAGUGCCUCGAAUAUUGGCUCUUCGAGCCAUACUAGGUGAGCCCAGAAUUCAGCCCCGCUCGUCGGAAUACCUCACGAGAGUCUCAGUUUUUCACCGAUGAUGUACAAAGGAAUAGGAAGAGCUGGGAUUGCGCCAGGACUUCUGAAACGCAGAAAAACCCUGGGACUUAAUACUCGUUUCGAUCGGAUGCUGGCCCAGGUGAACGUUACACAUUUGUACAGUUCUGAUCCGAAAACGCGUCGAAAGCGUGCGCGUUCUUCCGGGUCUUCCUCCAUCAGUAGUUAUGAUCUUCCUAAGACGCCUGUGGACGCAUACAGCUAUGAAGAUAGACUUGGAAGUGACAUCUCUGUGUUGAAGAUGAACCAAAGGGCGUCAAACCCAGCCAAGUCUCCCCUGGUGCAACGUAAACUCAAAGCAUAUCGAAAGGGUUCUCAAGUACAGGCACCGACAAAGUCCCUACCUAUGUGGCUCGCGAGUACGUUUAGUGCCUUGGAACCCGAGCAUCCACUUCGAGAAUUGCUUCCUCCUUCUCUGGCUCACGAAGACAUGAUUGAAGCCAGAACUCGAAACGAACCUCGACCAUAUUCUGAAGAAGUCAGGACAAAUCGCAUGUUUGCAUUCUCCCCGUUCGAUACCGAUGUACAGGAGAAUAAUGAUGCAGCUCAUGGAGCCUCACGUCCACCGUCUGCUGACCCCGCCUUGUGUGACGUUGGGUUGCUGCCUUGUGGUCGGACGACUGUCAACGCGGUGUCACAAACAUUCCACCUCGAAGAAGGUACCCUCGGGUUUCGCCCAUUUUCCACUCCCGGCUCGUUCGCCGCUCUACAACACACUGUUACUUCAAAUGCUACACCUAACUUAGCAUGCCCACCAGAAUCGCAGAAGACCUUGGCGCACGUAAAGCCACCCCUUUUGUCUCACGACGCAAGUGUCAAUCAUGCCAAUUUCACAUCGUCUCCUGUUUUUCGUCCAACUAUUACAGAGCCGGAAACUUACUUGUCCUCCUUCCACCGCGGAUCGCCUGUUGCUUCUAACGAUCUUGGAUCUCACUUACCUACGCCUGAUUUUCAAGAGAACGAGCUGAUGAUGAAUAUAUUUUCCACCCCUGGACCGGCAUUUACCGUCUCUCGACCAGUGUACUUCGAUUCUCCCACUGAAGAUCCAUCACUGUCCGACCCUCUGGAGCCAGAAUCGUAUGAACUUGACUUGGACGCACUUGAUUUCCGCUGGCAGCCAUUCUUGAGGAAGACCUUGCCUGAUCCCAGCUUGGCCAACAAGCAGACUUGUGCCAUAAAUGCUUCGGCUACAAUUCCUCCUGUAUUUGAAGAUUCCGACGUUCUUUUGUCGCAUUUACCCUAUUCCUUCUGUGGUGUCGCUGGCGAUCAAGUAGCAAUGGCGGAGGCACCUGACGCACGCGUAGAAUCCGACGUUUAUGAUGGACCCGUUCGCGGUUCACUUGUAUUCGGACACGCCAUUCAACAAUCUUCAUCUCCUCAGUCGAAUGGCCAAAGCGACGCAGUGGUCUUCACUCCCCCUUCUAGAGUUUUCAUUAUGGCUCCUCCCAUCUUUGCAGACUCUGACGUCCUUUUGUCGCAUUCGCCUCAUGCUUUCCGUAGUGUCGCUGACGACCAAGCCACAAUGGCAGAAGCAUCUAACGCAUCCGUAGGAUACGACCUUCGUGAUAGACCCUUUCGCAAUUCACCUAUAUCUGGACAUGCCAUCCAAGAAUCUCCAUCACCUGACUUGAAUGGCCAAAACGACGCAGUGGUCUUCGCUCCCGCUUCGGGAAUUUUCAUUUCACCGCUCCAGGGAGCAACAUCACCCCCUGCUGUCCCUGGUAUUGCCGAUGUACAAGAACUUACCGCAGAAAACACAACAUGCAUCACAGAGAGCCGCGAGCAACCUUUCACGCCCACACGCCCAACCCAGGCGUCACAACCAGCAACGCCGAAAAAAGAUCGAUUAAGCCAAACACGCAGUACGCCGAUCCCGCCUCGGCAAGAACAACGAUCGACUGUCUCAUGGAUGCUAUCACGUCGGUCGCUUGUAGGGAGGGGCGGCGUUGGCCGUGACGACAUUGAGGGGUUGCUUUCGCAGCGUUCAGACACUAGUCAUGACACAAUUGAGUCAUGGACGGAUGACCAUUAACGAAUUUGAGCAUUCUACAACUGUAUUUCCACUAGCGAACUCGAACUCUACGCAGCGUUCCUGAAGUUUAAGUUAGAAGUAUUCUAUGGAAUGAAAGUAUUGCGAGGGUAUAUAAAUCCAAACAAGCCGGUAUUGGAGAAUUACCAACCAACUUCACCACCGUCAAACGGUUCAAUGGUGACCCCACGGUUUCCCCGUGACUUUCGCAGCUUGUAUCGCUCCAAAGUAUAUAUCUCGUAUGAAGCGGCUGCAAGCUUCAUCGCAC
Molecule: messenger RNA, 2511 nt
Organism: Suillus subaureus
Lineage: Eukaryota; Fungi; Basidiomycota; Agaricomycetes; Boletales; Suillaceae
Exons: 4
Coding region: 195-2246 (683 amino acids)
Source: RefSeq, a predicted model, not a curated record